This is a messenger RNA of Elephantulus edwardii (Cape elephant shrew), 3129 nucleotides long. It is a transcript of the gene CLCN3, whose product is annotated as chloride channel, voltage-sensitive 3. Gene Ontology annotation, cellular component: early endosome; synaptic vesicle; Golgi apparatus. The record is from RefSeq and is a predicted model, not a curated record. Bases 416 to 3007 code for a protein of 863 amino acids. The transcript is spliced from 14 exons. Gene Ontology annotation, molecular function: voltage-gated chloride channel activity. Lineage: Eukaryota; Metazoa; Chordata; Mammalia; Macroscelidea; Macroscelididae. Gene Ontology annotation, biological process: chloride transport; transmembrane transport.
AAGGAGGAUGUGUCAGUUUGAAAGUCCUCCUACCUCAAUUCCGAGUUGGAUCAUGGAUUCAGUUUUAAUCUUUUAAUUGGGGAGUAAGAUCAGAAAUCUUUAUUCUUAAUUUAGGGUGAUACGGGUUGACAUUGGGGCCCUUUAAAGGAAGAACGACUUAACUUUAUGCUGCUCCCGUGUUUGAAGGAGGACAAAAAAAGUCCCACCUGGCAACAUUUCCGUAACGUCUUCAGUAGAAAACACCAGGUAUCUUUUGAUUCGCGAUAGUUUUCGUUAUUUGUCCAGCUUGCAUCGAGUGCAACUCCCAGGGUUACCUAGGUUUUAGGUCUGAAACAGAUGCAGAAUCCAAAGGCAGCGCAAAAAAGAGUCACCGAUUUUGCUAUGCCUCUGAGCUGCGAGAUAAUCAGACAGCUAAAUGGAGUCUGAACAGCUGUUCCAUAGAGACUACUAUAGAAACAGCUACAACAGUAUAACAAGUGCAAGUAGUGAUGAGGAACUUUUAGAUGGAGCAGGUGUUAUUAUGGACUUUCAAACUUCUGAAGAUGACAAUUUGUUAGAUGGUGACACGGCAGUUGGAACUCAUUAUACAAUGACGAAUGGAGGCAGCAUUAACAGUUCUACACACUUAUUGGAUCUCUUAGAUGAACCAAUUCCAGGUGUAGGUACAUAUGAUGAUUUCCAUACUAUUGAUUGGGUACGAGAGAAAUGUAAAGACAGAGAAAGGCACAGACGGAUCAACAGCAAAAAGAAAGAAUCAGCAUGGGAAAUGACAAAAAGUUUAUAUGAUGCGUGGUCAGGAUGGCUAGUAGUAACAUUAACAGGAUUGGCUUCAGGAGCAUUGGCUGGAUUAAUAGACAUUGCUGCUGAUUGGAUGACUGACCUAAAAGAGGGUAUUUGCCUCAGUGCGUUGUGGUACAACCAUGAACAGUGUUGUUGGGGAUCUAAUGAAACAACAUUUGAAGAGAGAGAUAAAUGUCCACAGUGGAAAACAUGGGCAGAACUAAUCAUAGGUCAAGCAGAGGGUCCUGGUUCUUACAUCAUGAAUUAUAUAAUGUACAUUUUCUGGGCCUUGAGUUUUGCCUUUCUUGCAGUUUCCCUAGUAAAGAUAUUUGCUCCAUAUGCCUGUGGCUCUGGAAUUCCAGAGAUUAAAACUAUUUUGAGUGGAUUCAUCAUCCGAGGUUACUUGGGAAAAUGGACUUUAAUGAUUAAAACCAUCACUUUAGUACUUGCCGUGGCAUCAGGUUUGAGUUUAGGAAAAGAAGGUCCCCUGGUGCAUGUUGCCUGUUGCUGUGGAAAUAUAUUUUCCUACCUCUUUCCAAAGUACAGCACAAAUGAAGCUAAAAAAAGGGAGGUGCUAUCCGCUGCCUCUGCUGCGGGUGUUUCUGUAGCUUUUGGUGCGCCAAUUGGAGGAGUUCUUUUUAGCCUGGAAGAGGUUAGCUAUUAUUUUCCUCUCAAAACUUUAUGGAGAUCAUUUUUUGCUGCUUUAGUGGCAGCCUUUGUUUUGAGAUCCAUCAAUCCAUUUGGUAAUAGCCGCCUCGUCCUUUUUUAUGUGGAGUAUCAUACACCAUGGUACCUUUUUGAACUGUUUCCUUUUAUUCUCCUAGGGGUAUUUGGAGGGCUGUGGGGAGCCUUUUUCAUUAGGGCAAAUAUUGCCUGGUGUCGUCGACGAAAAUCCACUAAAUUUGGAAAGUAUCCUGUUCUUGAAGUCAUUAUUGUUGCAGCUAUUACUGCUGUGAUAGCCUUUCCCAACCCAUACACUAGGCUCAACACCAGUGAGCUGAUAAAGGAGCUUUUUACAGACUGUGGCCCCCUGGAAUCCUCCUCUCUUUGUGACUACAGAAAUGACAUGAAUGCCAGUAAAAUUGUCGAUGAUAUUCCUGAUCGUCCAGCAGGCCUUGGAGUUUAUUCAGCUAUAUGGCAGUUGUGCUUAGCACUCAUAUUUAAAAUCAUAAUGACAGUGUUCACUUUUGGUAUCAAGGUUCCGUCAGGCUUGUUCAUCCCUAGCAUGGCCAUCGGAGCCAUUGCAGGAAGGAUCGUGGGGAUUGCGGUGGAACAGCUAGCUUAUUAUCACCAUGACUGGUUUAUCUUUAAGGAGUGGUGUGAAGUAGGGGCCGACUGCAUUACCCCAGGCCUUUAUGCCAUGGUUGGAGCUGCCGCAUGCUUAGGUGGCGUGACGAGGAUGACUGUCUCCCUGGUGGUUAUUGUUUUUGAACUUACUGGAGGCUUGGAAUAUAUUGUCCCCCUUAUGGCUGCAGUGAUGACGAGUAAAUGGGUUGGAGAUGCUUUUGGUAGGGAAGGCAUUUAUGAAGCACAUAUCCGGUUAAAUGGCUACCCUUUCUUGGAUGCAAAAGAAGAAUUCACUCAUACUACUCUGGCUGCUGAUGUCAUGAGACCUCGAAGGAAUGACCCUCCACUAGCUGUGCUGACACAAGACAAUAUGACAGUGGAUGACAUAGAAAAUAUGAUCAACGAAACCAGCUACAAUGGCUUUCCUGUCAUAAUGUCAAAAGAAUCUCAGAGAUUAGUGGGAUUUGCCCUCAGAAGAGACCUGACAAUUGCAAUAGAAAGUGCUAGAAAAAAGCAGGAAGGCAUUGUUGGCAGUUCUCGGGUGUGGUUUGCACAGCACACCCCAUCUCUUCCUGCAGAAAGUCCUCGGCCUUUGAAACUUCGGAGUAUUCUUGACAUGAGCCCUUUUACAGUGACAGAUCACACCCCGAUGGAGAUUGUGGUGGACAUUUUCCGAAAGUUGGGUCUAAGGCAGUGCCUUGUAACUCACAAUGGGAUUGUCUUGGGGAUCAUCACAAAGAAGAACAUAUUAGAGCAUCUCGAGCAACUAAAGCAGCACGUCGAACCCUUGACGCCUCCUUGGCAUUAUAACAAAAAAAGAUAUCCUCCGUCAUAUGGCCCAGACGGCAAACCAAGACCCCGCUUCAAUAAUGUUCAACUGAAUCCCAUAGAUGAGGAGAGAGAAGAGGAAGUUCAUUUGUUGAAUAGCACAACUCUUUAGCCUGAGGGAGUCGUCUACUUUUUUCCUCCUUAAAAAAAAAAAAAGACAAGAAAUAUAAAAUCUGGACUUUUGCAACAGGGUUUGCAAACAGUGCUGGUGGAAUGAUGGAAUUUUGUGGGGAG